Paralichthys olivaceus (Japanese flounder) is the source of this 1669-nucleotide messenger RNA. RefSeq names its product ras-related protein ORAB-1. The record is from RefSeq and is a predicted model, not a curated record. Gene Ontology annotation, molecular function: GTPase activity; GTP binding. Lineage: Eukaryota; Metazoa; Chordata; Actinopteri; Pleuronectiformes; Paralichthyidae. Gene Ontology annotation, biological process: vesicle-mediated transport.
UCCGGGUAGGAAGCUGUGACGGCCAUAUUUGAUUCGAUUAUGCUGUUGUGGCUGCGACAACCAGUUUAACGAGUUCCAGCCUGAACGGUGUUUCUGCUCCGGUACGAGGCGGAUUCAAACUGCACCCGCGACCGACUCCCUCUGCUCCGGUGACGGAUCUGAACCAGCCGAGCUCCACCAUGAACCCCGAGUAUGAUUAUUUAUUCAAACUGCUGCUGAUCGGUGACUCUGGCGUCGGGAAGUCUUGUCUCCUGCUGCGGUUUGCAGAUGACACGUACACAGAAAGCUACAUCAGCACCAUCGGCGUGGACUUCAAGAUCAGGACCAUCGAGCUGGACGGAAAAACCAUCAAGCUUCAGAUUUGGGACACGGCCGGUCAGGAGCGAUUCCGCACCAUCACGUCCAGUUACUACAGAGGAGCUCACGGCAUCAUCGUAGUUUACGACGUAACAGAUCAGGAGUCCUUCAACAACGUCAAACAGUGGCUACAGGAGAUCGACCGCUACGCCAGCGAGAACGUCAACAAGCUGCUGGUCGGCAACAAGUGUGACCUCACGACGAAGAAGGUGGUGGAUUACACCACAGCUAAGGAAUUUGCAGACAACUUGGGAAUCCCCUUCCUGGAGACCAGUGCCAAGAGCGCCACCAACGUGGAGCAAGCCUUCAUGACCAUGGCGGCCGAGAUCAAGAAGAGGAUGGGCCCUGGGGCCACGGCUGGCGCCUCUGAGAAAUCUAAUGUCAAGAUCCAGAGCAAGCCCGUCAACACCUCGUCCGGCGGCUGCUGCUGAGGCCUGAAAAAUACAAAACAAAACGCCACGACAUUCGAAUUAACCCCAGAGCCCGAGACCAGUCUCAAUGUUACGACGCUCCACAAGGACAGACAACCAGGGGGGGACAGGAAGGAGGACAGGUUUGUUAUUGUGCGUGCAGCUACGACACCAGAUCUCCGCCCCCGACCUUUCUAAAUCAGCAAUAGGACGAUAAUCUCCGCUAGCCUUUUUUCAUCCUACACCAAAACAAAGUCGACCGUUUUUAACAGUGACAUGAAUCCACUCGUCUUUUUUUCACUUCACUUCUCCUCGGCUCCUCCCUCUCUUCCACCCUCCAAACACCGAGUCGUCUUUGGCCGCCGCCCGAACACGAGUCGCUGAGCACCUUGAAUGAAGCACAUGCUUAAAAACCAGCAUCACGCAUGUUAGAGCCAAUCACACGCCCCCUGUUGCGUCACCUGCUUCAGCGUCACGCCGUCGCCCCUGACAACCACUUGCCAGUGCUUUCGUGGCAGGAGACGACGUCACGUUCUUGUCAACAUCUUCCCCUCGCGAUUUCCGAACGAGCCCAGUUUGUAUGAUAGUUAACAUUCCUGUACACACACAGUACGUGUCGGGCUCUGCGUGUGCUCUGCUGGUCGUCAUGUAAUAAGCGUGUGCUGCAUUGGGAGACGUGUCGUCAGCCGUGUUGAUUUCUCUGCUCAUGUUUCUCAGCACAACCACAGUAACGAACCUAUAAACUGUAUAUAUUUAUACAUACGUGUAACAUGUGAUCUGCAGAUUGUGUAGGCAAGCGAAUGACAUGAUACAUAGCUGAAUUAGUUCCACACGUGAUCGGUGACAUAACAUUUUUGUGGCACAAUGUCUACUAUUAAAACAAUGAAGGAGAUCUUUGAUAA